CUCGCCGUGUCUCGUCCACGCGCGACACGGAUAGGUCGUCUACACGAGUACAACGCUAUACAACGCGGACAGAAUGACGGUCUCUGGAAUGUCGGCUGCAUCGGCCUUGUUUUUCUUAAGAAUGCGUAUGCACGCCCCCCUCCCAUUCAGAUCUUAUCAUGGCAGCCCCGUGGCCCCGCCUGCCUUCCUUCCUCCUUCCCUGCCUCCCUCACAUACAUACAGACAGACAGACAGAGAGCACGUGUUCAUCAGACCACUCCUGUUGCCACAUGAGGCCCGCCAUCUUCCCCUAACUCCUCGUCUCUUGCCUCUUCUCGGUCUGCUGGUGCUUCCCCCCCACCGCUGUCUUCUCCCUCCUGUUCAGCCCCGUUGCCUUGGCCACUUGUGUCGUUGGCUGUUGUCGUGCCGCCCGAUGGCUCACCCGACUCGAUGGCUUCUCGCAGUGCCUUCCUGGCGUAGCUAAAGAGGGAGACAGGGAGCAGCAAGGCAUGCGCAGUCAAGGCUUACGCCUACCGUGUGAUGAGGUACACCUGCGUCGAGAGACACAAACAAUGGAUUGAUGGUUGUGUUUGGGGUGUGUGCGUCAUCCUUCGUCUUACCGCAAUGACUGUGGCCAGGAGUCCGACAGUGAUAACGACUGUGUUGAUCACGUCCCCACUCCCGCCCCCUGCGUCACGUGUACCAGACACAUGGGCAGCUGUGCAUAUGUGGCCGGCUCCCAUGGAUGCUCACCGUCCGAGAAAAUCGCCGGAAUGGCACCGAUAUAUACGUAGAGAGCUGUGCCGGGAAUGAUGGCGAUCGUCCCUGUUCCAGAAUGAACAGACAACAUAACAGCGUUCAUGGAGACAUACAAGAAACCGAAUGAAACCACCCACCAAUGGCGUAAUCCUUGUAUCGGCUGCUCGUACCGCCCUUCAACCACAACAACAACAGCAACACAGCAGUAGAAGCAACAGCAGCAGCAAUGGACACUAGUCAUCAUGCAGCUCAAAGUGACCGCCCACCAUGACGUAAUUGAAGGCACUGAAGGGCACGACAGGCGAGAGCCUCAGGAGAAAGUUGAUCUUGAGCCCCUGCGUCUCGAAGACGUUGUCGAUCGCCUUGAUGACGCGAAACUUGUUGACUAAAGACUCAACGAAAUCCUUCAAAACGAAUCGCCCGCCCAGGAAAGCCAGCUGCGCCCCCAUGAAGGCACCGAUAAACACGGCAGAGAUGGCAAGAGGAAGCUGAGACACAUGCGAGGUCGGAGAGACGUCGAUCCAUUCAUGUGUCUCCUGUAUAAGCAUGGAUUGCCAGACGCUCUCACCCCCACACCGAUGCCCAACGCGCUGACGAAGGUGAAUCCAGCACCUGCAUACAAAAUGCCAUCGGGGAAGAAGGAAGAAUGCAAAUUGUGCGGUAUGCAUACCGACCAAGAGUGAGGAUGCUGCCGGGAAGAAAUCCCACUGUCGCCACCAUAUAGACCACAACAAAUACCGCCCACCCAGGGCCUGGAUUGUCCUCCACCCGUUCGAGAAAAGACCUCACAGCGUUCACCAUAUGCUUCGACUGCAUGACAUUAAAGCAAGUGUCGCAGCUGCUGACCGACCGACAGUCGCGACAUAAUACGCCACAUACCGUCAGGGAAUCAAUGACAACAGCGAUUAUCAUGAUGAUCAUAAUAGCCAGAAUGAGCAGCUCUGAAAGAGAAACCAGCCGACCAUAAGGUCGUCUGAUGGCGCAAGUCUCCUCACUUACUUUUCCAUGACACAAAAACCCACUCUCUCCAGGUGCGUUUGGCCUUGGCUUCGGUCGCCUCCGUCCUUUCCUCUUCGCUCUCGAUAUGGGCGGAGUCUGGAUGCUCCGUGCUCAUCUGUUGCAGACAGAGAGAUACAGCGCACAUGCGCAUGACCCAUGAGCUGAUCUCUCAAUGUGCCGGUUACCUCUGCUUCUAGCUCUGAGAGCACAAUCAAGGGAACAUCAGCCGCAACAGGUCAUGGGAUCGAAGGACAGUGGUGCAUGACUGAUGGCUGAAACAUGUACCUGGAUUUGGCAUCCCCUCCUGUUCGCUCUUGUGCACCUUCUUCAUGAACGGCUGUGUGGCCACGCACGCCGGACAACGAACGAAAUCGAUGUAUUUUCACCCUUCCUUUCCGAUCCCGGCUGACCUUCAUAAGCCGCUGGCACCACUCACAGUUUGACAUAUUCAGGAACACCACAAACUGCAUGAACCAAUGACCACACCAACCAACGGGCUGGAACGUGGGCUUGGUGCUUUUCUCGUAGUCCUUUCUUACCGGCUGGGCGCCGUUGACAACGCGAUGCGUGCGUGCGUUCGCCAUUGCGUGUUUGGGAGGGGGGGAG
Molecule: messenger RNA, 2343 nt
Organism: Vitrella brassicaformis
Lineage: Eukaryota; Vitrellaceae
Source: the annotation of a GenBank genome assembly